AUGAGUUAAAUAAUCAAUUUAAGCAAUUUUAUAAACUAAGAGGAAUUCAAACAGUCUAAAAUACCUUGCAUUACUAAAACCAUUUGCAAAUUCAGUAUAUCAUCAAUAUAAAUUAGAAUAAUAAAAUAAUUAAAAGACUUAGAUCUCUAAGAAAAUCAUAAUUCCCAUCCUUACAAUUUCUAGACCAAUCUCUACUGUUAUUAAAACAUCAGUUGAAUUAAAAUUAGCAUUAUCUUGUCCUCAAGAAAGAUGUUUAGGAUUCUUAUGUGAAAAUCCUUGUACUUAUAAUUAUAAAGUAUGCAGAGUUGAUUAAUAACAUGAUCUUUUUAUCUUUUCUCUUUAACAAUAUGAUAGACAUCAAUACACUAAAUCAUAAAUAUGUUAAAUUCUUUAAAAUAUGAAUGAUCAAUACAGUUAAUAAGCAUUAGAAUGUGUUGAAUAGAGAUUUAAAAUUCUUAAUAAUUUCCAACAACAAACUUUAAUAUCAGAUAAUGAAUUAGUAGAGUUUGAAAAAUACCUCAAUUAAUAUCCAUUCUAAUGUACUCUAUAAAAUGUCAAUUCUUAAAAUAGUACUCUAUUAUCUAGAAUUAUCAAUUAAAAAUUUCUAGAUCUGAUGGGAAUUACUAAAGAUAUGAUGCUUGAUCAUCUCAAAGAAACUCAAGCAUUACCUACUAUAUUUAAUCACGAUGGUUCACUUAAAAAUUGGUGUGAAUUGGCUUAGUAUUCUGUUGAAGGAACAGAAUUCUUUGAUUAUUACCUUAACACUUAUGAAGGUUUAUAAUUCAAAUCUUAAGUUUAAUAAAAAUAAAUUUUUAAAUCAUCUCCUAAUGAUCCCAAUUAAAUCAUUUUUAUAGAAUUUAGAAUUAUACAUCCAGAUCCUAAAAUUAUCUCAAAUCUCUGUAAUUCAACUAGAAUAAUUAAAAAUCAUGCAGAUUAUUUCAAUCUCAAAAAUACUGAUAUUAUAUUAAACUAGUUCAAACAUACUACUAAAUAUUUAGAUGCCAAAAAUUAUAAAAUUACUAAACCUUGCGGAUAUAAAAUUAUUGAUCAAAUUAUUUUUAAAUCUUGA
Paramecium sonneborni is the source of this 1069-nucleotide messenger RNA. The record is from the annotation of a GenBank genome assembly. NCBI's taxonomy places the organism in Eukaryota, Ciliophora, Oligohymenophorea, Peniculida, Parameciidae.